Macrosiphum euphorbiae (potato aphid) is the source of this 300-nucleotide messenger RNA. NCBI's taxonomy places the organism in Eukaryota, Metazoa, Arthropoda, Insecta, Hemiptera, Aphididae. The record is from the annotation of a GenBank genome assembly.
AUGUUACACAGUCCUGUAGAAACUCCAAAAAUAUCAUCAUUUGGUAGUUUAGUAUCUCCAGGAAGAGAAACAUCAUUGGAAAUACACCCUACCGUAGGGAUGGCUACACCAACAUUAGCUGAGAUAGAAAAAGAAAAACGUCAAUGUGUGUAUUCAGCAGAAAAACAAUUGAGAUUCUAUAGAACUUAUACUCAACGGAACUGCAUACUAGAAUGUGAAGCUAAUUUUACAUUAACGUUUUGUCAAUGCGUCAUGUAUUAUAUGCCAAGUACGAUACUAUUAAAUGUAUUACUUCAUUAA